UGACCUGGGGGCGUGGACCCGGGAAUGAUCCAGGAAACCGCUACCCGAAUUCUGAUUUUCUAUCCCCCGAGUCCGGUUCUCAAACCCCGCACGUCCAGGGAGACGGAACUGGAGAUAGGAACUUCGGCUCCGAGGAGGGGCCGACGCCGUGUACAGCGACGAACCGCGUGGAGCUGAGGCUGUCUGGUGGCCCCCAGCCGCCUGCGGACUCUACCGUUUCGUCAUGGCAAGAUUCUGGGUCUGCCUGGUCGGCGCUGGCUUCUUUCUUGCAUUACUGGUUUUGCAUUCGCGUUUUUGUGGCUCCCCGGUUUUAAGGGAAUUUGCUUUUCAAAUUUCCUGGAGAACCAAGGAAAUUCCUUACCGGCUGGAUGUGGGUUGGCCUAAGCACUCAGAAUACUUUACUGGAGCAACAUUUUGUGUUGCAGUUGACUCCCUCAGCGGAUUGGUUUACAUAGCCCAGAGAGGGGAUAACAUCCCAAAGGUAUUAGUGUUCACAGAGGAUGGAUAUUUCCUACGAUCCUGGAAUUACACUGUUGACACACCUCAUGGUAUAUUUGCAGCCAGUACACUACAUGAACAGUCUGUCUGGAUCACGGAUGUAGGAAGUGGAUCCUAUGGUCAUACUAUUAAAAAAUACAAUUCCUUUGGUGAUCUUGUUCAAGUCUUGGGUACCCCAGGCAAAAAAGGCACUGGUUUGAAUCCCCUGCAAUUUGAUAAUCCCGCAGAAUUAUAUGUAGAUGACACAGGAGAUAUUUACAUUGUGGAUGGAGAUGGAGGAUUGAAUAACAGAUUGAUCAAAUUGUCCCAAGAUUUCAUGAUGCUUUGGCUGCAUGGAGAACGUGGAACGGGGCCUGCUAAGUUCAACAUACCUCACAGUGUUACCGUUGAUUCAUCUGGUCGGGUGUGGGUUGCUGACCGAGGAAAUAAAAGAAUUCAAGUAUUUGAUAAAGACACCGGGGAGUGGUUAGGAGCAUGGAAUAAUUGUUUCACAGAAGAGGGACCUUCUUCAGUCAGAUUUACUCCCGACGGAAAGUACGUGAUUGUAGCCCAGCUGAACCUUAGCAGGCUCUUACUGGUGGCAGCGCCCCCAGUGGGAAGCAUCGGUAACUGUUCUGUAAUCGGCACGAUCCAGCUAGCGGAUCAAGUUUUACCUCAUCUCUUGGAUGUCAGUGGGAAGACUGGAGCAAUCUAUGUAGCAGAAAUUGGAGCAAAGCAAGUACAAAAAUAUGUCCCUAUGAAUAGCUAUUUUCCUUCAUUCGGUUCGUAAUGUUUCCUUUGUGGAGAUCUUUCAAGUGGAAGUUCAGAUUCUAAAAUUCAUUGUUAAGCCCUUACAAAUAAUGUUCAAGCAUAAGAAUGUGUUUCUUUAUUUUUCUGUGACCUGGUGAUGAGAAAAAAUUGUUUUUAUAUCAUGAAGAACCAUAUGUUUUGUUGCUCUUCUUGUGACUUAGUUUUACUUGUAAGUGCAUUAGAAUAUUUUAAUGAAGGAAAUGUAAUAUUUAAAAAAUGGGGUUGGAAAGAGGGACUAAGGUUGUAACCUGGGUAUUUGCUCUGGUAGACUAAUUUUCCCUGGGAGGAAGAGGGAAAGGAAUAAAAAUGAGUUUUGCAGGAUAUAUUGAAUUUUAUAAGAAGAACUACAAAGCUCUAAUUUGUUCACCUUAUAUAAAAUGUACAUUUUGAGAGAUCAAGUCAGAUGGGCUCUUGAUUAAUGAGUACCCAUAGGAUGCCAGCUCCUAAAGAUUCAGAGAUGAAGAAGCAGGUUUAUCUUUGUGUGCCUUUUCAGGAGCUUGUAGUCCACUGGGGAGACAAGUGUGCAAACUGAUACAACACAGUGACAGCAAGGCUUAAGUGUAGCAGGACUUUUGGAAGUCGGAGCAUUACUUCUGACUGAGGGAAUCCGGGAGGUUUUGCCAGGAAAGUCAACUUGAGCUCCAACUUGAGAAACUGAAAGGGGAAAACAAGGUGGUCCAAGUGGACAAGUGGUAAAAAGUUACAAACUUGCUGGGAGCUUUGGUAGGCUUUCUUUUAAAAGCCCAUCUUGGUUUGGGUCCUUUAGCUGUAAAAUACUUAAUCUCAACCUCUCAGUGUAGGAAUAAAACAACAGGCAUUUAAGCACUUUACUGAAAGGGAUCUUUACAAGUACUAACUGCAAUGUUUUUUUUUUUAUUAAAGGUAACAUUAAAAGUUGGGGCCUCUCUUCAGGGCCUCUUUCCUUUCUUUUCUUUGUUUUUUCUUUUUGUUAAACAUGUACUCCGUUCGUUCCUAACAUCUGUCUACCUCAAAGAAGUUUUAGAAUUAUUUAUAUGGGGAUGUGUACUGAACACUUUGCACUAUUAAGGUGAAUAAUUUCUUACCUUUCUAGGCCUCUCUACCCCUUUGGUUUUAAUAUUUGCUUCCCCUUCUUUUCAGUUCUAGUUUAUUCUGGGUUUUGGUUGAACCUGGCCAUAUGAUGAUCUUUCAGGUCAUUCCUCCCCUUUUCUUGUAUCCAUCUCCUUCUUUAUUCUAGUCUUGCCCUGCAAAUCAUGUAGCAUGUGAGAAAUCCUGAGCUGACUUCUCAUCACCCAUUAUGGCUGCAGUCUGUUUUGUAGACCUCAGGGAAUUCAAACUAUUUUGAUGCUUGGAUCAUAUCUUGAUGCAGUUAGGAAGGUAAAUCGACCAACAGGAAACUUCCGUGUUCCAAGGCCCUUGAUAAGUGUGUUCAUGCCACUGAUCAAGCUGUAUGAUCUUAAAUGAGUUUUUCUUAGUUUUUUCUCUUUAGUAGAAAUUCCUCCUCCAGGAAUGCUGUAAGGAUCAGAUGUAUGACAGAUACAAAUGUACCUUCUGAAAUAAAUAGUUUCGAGUACUUUAAAGGCAGAAAUUCUUAACAAAAAUCCUUCUAAAUGUGCUAUUUACCUGAUAUCAACCAUCAAGUUUGCCUUAAUUUUGCGUUUAUUGCUUUUUUCAGAACUUAUCCUCAUGAACUUUAUGCAGCUUAGUCAAUAUAGUAAAUUUAUUUGUAUAAAAAGAAAGUGAUUUGAGGGUUUUGUUUUGUUUUGUUUUUAAGCCAGGACAAGAAGUGCAAAUGUCUCUUAGGAAUGCAGGUUAGGUAAACUGAUCUUGUUCUUUUAAAAAUGUUAUAUUUAACUUUAUUUUAUACCAGAUUCUUAUAAAACUUGUUGAGAAUUUUGUUGCCAUAUGUCUUGCUAGAAGUGUCUAUUAGCAUCGCUGUAAUCAUAGUAUUUCACUUUUUUCCUUUGGAUUAAUUGAUUAAAUGAUUUGAGAAAAUGUCUUAUUGUCAUUUAAAAGAUACAAAUUAAAUUUUUGGAAAGAAAAGACAA
Messenger RNA from Leptonychotes weddellii (Weddell seal), 3314 nucleotides. It is a transcript of the gene NHLRC3, whose product is annotated as NHL repeat containing 3. Gene Ontology annotation, biological process: proteasome-mediated ubiquitin-dependent protein catabolic process; protein polyubiquitination. NCBI's taxonomy places the organism in Eukaryota, Metazoa, Chordata, Mammalia, Carnivora, Phocidae. The record is from RefSeq and is a predicted model, not a curated record. Gene Ontology annotation, molecular function: ubiquitin protein ligase activity; protein binding.